This is a messenger RNA of Glossina fuscipes, 1465 nucleotides long. RefSeq lists its product as uncharacterized. NCBI's taxonomy places the organism in Eukaryota, Metazoa, Arthropoda, Insecta, Diptera, Glossinidae. The coding region runs from base 1 to 1323 and encodes 440 amino acids. Gene Ontology annotation, biological process: embryonic development via the syncytial blastoderm; cell surface receptor signaling pathway via JAK-STAT. The transcript is spliced from 5 exons. The record is from RefSeq and is a predicted model, not a curated record.
AUGACUUUUAAACGUUACAAAGGCGAAGACAAUGAAUUGAUUUGUAUGGCUGGGACAAAAAUUGCAAGUAAACUUAAAGAAAUCACGUCCGAACAACUCGACGCACAACGUUGUUGCAACGAUAUUGCGGCGAGAGGAAACAGUGGCAACGAUAAUCAACGGCUUAAUCACAUUAAAAAAGAGACGAACAACAAUCUUCAUUGUAACGAGAAUUAUAAUUUGUUCAUUACAAAGAGACAGCAACGCCCCCUAACACGCUCGUUGUUAAUAAUGUUGAUCAUAAUCAUAACAUUAGUGCAAAUGCCACAAAAUAGUAGAGUAACGGCAGCAGUUAUUACAAAAUACCAACAGCAGCUACUAUCAGAUGAAUCCGCGGAAAAGCUUUCCUCGUCAUCAUCAUCAUCAUCAUCAUCAGCCACAUCAUUGUUAUCAUCAUUGUCACCGACGCAACGAAGUACAAGACUACGCAAACGUCACAGUAAUUAUUUGUAUUUUCAUAAUAAUAUGCAUGAGCAUCCAACCAAUGUCGAGUGGCAAAAUCCAUGUGGCGGUAUUUUUGAACCACAAACAACAAACGCAUAUGAUGAUCAUUUCUUAAGGCCACCUGUCAGACAUUAUUUGAAACAAUUGCGACGUACUGCCGGUUUCGAAUAUCGGACUCUCAAUGAGACGCUGAAAGACAUUGACACCAGUGACAUGGCCACUUGGCGUUUGCAUCGCAGCCGUUACAAGUUUUUGCCUGCCCUGAAAUCUAAUUCAAGUGUUGCCUUGAAACGUUGGUACCGCAACAUGCAAACAUUUGUUGCCUCCUUCGCUUACUUGGGACGCAUACAAUAUAAGUGGGAUCUGGCUAAGGUGAUGCAUGCGAGCAAAACCUCCCACGAACUUAAUGAAUUGUUAAUUAGUGCUCGUCGUUUGUUAUGCGAAAUUGAGACAGCGAUAAACGGUUCAUACCCGCGAAAGAAUCAGCAAAAAUUAACGAUAACGACGCGCGAAACGAUGAAUAAACGACUUAAGUUUCAUACGCGAGAAUAUGGCGAAAUGGGCGUUGUCGUGGAGGCUGAUUUGAUUGAUUUGAAAUUUGCUAAAGACGCUUAUUAUAAAUAUUUGCUAAAUAUGUGGAAAAUAUUAAGACGGCAAACUAAACGUCGUAGUCCGUUAACUAUUGAUUCUAUAGAAUCAAAUUUAUCGUAUGUCUCGAACUCCGUCGCCAACGAAGAUGAGGAUGUCAGCUUUAAUAUAAGUCUGUUGAGUCCGCCUGGCGAGGAUGCCAGUAUUAGCGAAAGCCUUGAAGCAUUCAGUCAAGCUGACCAAAUUAAUUAACUCAACGAAAAUAUCGUGAAAAAAAAGUAUUCUCUUACAUCGGCUGAGGCGGAACCUCGACGAACCUCAUGGACUCAUGACAAACAGUAUUUUCAAGGAGGUUUUCCGAAUCGAAAGCUCUUUUUCUUUUCUUUUUUUUUUU